GUACGUUGCGCGUAGUGGUCGUGUGUACGUGAUUCGUAUACUUGAAUUUCGUACAAAUUGUAAUUCGCCUUUCAAUUAACGUCGCCACGUUUUUUACGUUACAUCUUAAAAGGAUGUCUCGCUACCGCGAAUGGGACCUUUCCUGCAAAGUGUACGUCGGUAACCUCGGUACAAAUGCUUCAAAAUAUGAAAUUGAGAAAGUGUUCUCGAAGUAUGGAAACAUCAGAAAUGUGUGGGUAGCCAGAAACCCUCCCGGUUUCGCCUUCGUCGAGUUCGAAGACCCUCGCGACGCCGAAGACGCAGUCAGAGGAUUAGAUGGAACCCGGUGCUGUGGAACCCGCAUCCGUGUUGAAAUGUCCAACGGCCGCACAAGAAGAGACCGACGGUACUCUAGGUCCAUUUUAUCAACCAACCACCAACACACCAACGACCUCACCACAUCUCUUCACCACAACUACGGCUCGUUUACCAAUAAGACAUCCGCGAACGCCGCUCGCAACAUCCCGCUCAACUUCUGCGAUCGGCUCUCCAAACUACUACGCGCUACCGAAGUCACCAACUGCGUCCCCAUAACCAUCCUCUUGACAGCCAUUACCUAACCUUAUCCUACCUGAACCUGGAUAUGAACUUAUAAAUGGGAGCCACACAGUAUAGGAUCCUACAUCCUGAGCGUUAUUACAACCUGAGUCCCGCCGCUUCACCGACUGCACACACUCGUCGUCACCGUGGCACCGUGCUAGAAUACUACCCCAGCGGUCAACUCUUCCGCGUCACCACAAUUUGUUCUCGAACUUCCGAUUAAGCCACGGCUCGACGGAAGAUAACGUUGAAACUAGUCACCGCCUCGGUGUUCAAGUAAAAAUCCCUUCGGCCUCACAGCAGCCCAACAACGGUCAACCUUCUUCGCAGGCUCACCAAGUCUCGGUACUUUUUGAAUCCUAUACUUAGCACUACCUUACCUUUACCUGUAUUUAGCACUAGUGAAAUUUGUGUUGGCGUUGAGGUGUUGAUUAGGGCUUCACAAUAGGUAAAUAAUGUAGAGUAACAAUUGUGAAGCUAAUAGAUUAAUAAUUACUGCUCAUGAAGGCGAUGUUAACAGACAUCUAUUUGGUUUAGAUGACAUAAAAGAUCUAAAACAUCUUGAGCAUUCUAACUACAGAACAAAAACAUAACAAUAAAACUGCGGGGUGCUAGUAAAUAACGAUUUCCAAAGUCUAAUGUUAGUCAUUUUGUGUGAGAAUUUUUUUAUGUACUUGUUACAGUGGCGUUUUGUGAUUGACUUAUUGCCUUGGAUUGAUUGUAAUUGUG
This is a messenger RNA of Hyposmocoma kahamanoa, 1308 nucleotides long. RefSeq names its product RNA-binding protein 1 (gene Rbp1). NCBI's taxonomy places the organism in Eukaryota, Metazoa, Arthropoda, Insecta, Lepidoptera, Cosmopterigidae. The coding region runs from base 114 to 599 and encodes 161 amino acids. The transcript has 4 exons. The record is from RefSeq and is a predicted model, not a curated record. Gene Ontology annotation, molecular function: RNA binding. Gene Ontology annotation, cellular component: nuclear speck. Gene Ontology annotation, biological process: mRNA splicing, via spliceosome.